GCGCAUGCGUAGAUUGACAUAAACAAGCCAGAACCAGAGAAAUGGAUAUUUGGGAAAGCUAACGGACUUGACGGUUGGGAGAUUUCAAUAGGAAAAUUGUCUGGCAGCCGCUGUCAUAUUUCCAACCGACAGCAGAUUGUAGAUUUUAUGUCUUUGGAGGAUACAAGCUGCAAAAAUGGUGGCAUAUCUUUUGUCGAGACUCGUUGUACUGGUGUUUGGAACCCUGUAUCCAGCCUAUUACUCGUACAAGGCAGUCAAGACGAGAAAUGUCAAAGAAUAUGUCAAAUGGAUGAUGUAUUGGAUAGUUUUUGCAAUAUUCAGUUGUGUGGAAACAGUAGCGGACAUAUUUGCUUCAAUACUACCGUUUUAUUAUGAAAUAAAGAUUCUUUUCAUAUUUUGGCUGAUCUCACCAUGGACGAAAGGCUCUACAUAUCUGUAUAGAAAAUGCAUUCAUCCUGCAUUAAGUAAAAAAGAACAGGAAAUUGAUGAAUACAUAAACCAAGCCAGUAAAAGGGGCUAUGAAGCUCUGAAACGAGUAGGACGCAACGGAAUGACGCUGGCCGCCAACGCUGUUAUGACUUCUGCAAUCAAGGCCCCUUUCCUAUUGAUUCGUGCGCGCAAAUUUAGGUCUUAUUUAACAGAAGAACAGGGACAAUCCUCACUGCUGGAUCAGCUGAAGGUGUACUCUGGGAUUGCAAUGGCUGCAGGAACAAUGGAAGAACAGAAGAGGUUACCACCUCCAGAAACCGACUCACAAGAAGAAGAGGAGGUCGUCAUCAUGGACAAGAGUAAAAGGGGUGCAAGGUCACAGCAGGACGAGUCUGAUCUUGGCACAAUGCUCACACCAGAAUUACAUGACCUCGACUACGGUGCAUCAACGCAUGGGGAUCUUCUACAGAGCUUGGAUAAACUAGAUAACAGGUUACGAGAGGAAAAAGAACACGAACAUUACCUCCGCAGCAGUGAGUGGGGCCAUGAAGAUAUCCAUCAUCAACCAGACAAUGAUUGGGACGAUAGACCUGACAAGGAUCUGGAAUACCUGAUCUCGGACCAGUACCAGGGUCUACCCCCACAGCCCAAGCCCAGAGCCAAGCCCAGGUCCCCGCCCAGGAGGAAACCAACCCCUCCCUCGCACCCUAUAGACCAAGACAGCGAGAGCAGCGACGUGGAGAGGCCGGCCACGCUACGGAGGUCCACCUCACUCCGGUCGUCCAACAGGUCCAGCAGGUACUCGUCUUCUGAAAACUUGGCUACCUCGAGAGGGCGGUAUGCGUCGACGGAGAAUCUAACCAAGAGGCAGUUGAAUCGCAGGCAAGAGAUGAUGACCAGAUCCCUCCGUCAUUCCACUCGACAAUCUUCAAACCGGGACUCCCAAGAAAGACGUUCACCCUCACAACAGAAGUGAAGCACCUUGCCCCCCUGUCCCCUCUCACAUCGAAGACACUAUAAAUCAUUUCUAUACUAGAUGUAACUUAUUUGGAAUCUGAAAGAUAAGACUCUGAGGAUAAUGCUGAACUGUGAUACAAGUGAAUCAUAAUUCAGGUCCUUUUUAAUACCUCCCAAAAGGAUAGAAAUGAUUCUGUACUCACAUGUCAGCAAUGUUCUAAAAUGGCAAGAACGCAAGGUCUAACCUGAGAUCUAAACGCAGAUAUUGUUAUGUGUUAUUACACAUUUGAAUGAAAAGUUAAAAUCUUGAAGCCUCCCCUCCUACCAUCGAGUGAUGAAAGAUAGAAAUGUUCACCGCAUUAUGGUUUCUAGAACAUACUAAUUCAGAUAUGAGGCUUCUUCACGUCUAAAAGUUGUGUAAGUCAUUAGUGAUGGAUCUUUGUCUUCAUGCUAACAUGUUUAUGAUUUGUUGUGAAAUGAUUUCUGUACUUGGGUUAUGUUACAGCAGUAACAUAACGGUACGGUACACCAUGUGUAAAGUCCUGGAAAGGACUAAGAGAAAGUGGACAGAGGUAGGAUUGAAAUGGAUAGGCGAGAGAGUGGAGGUUAGAAAGUAAGAUUCUCUACAGUGUGAGUCCUCUCGCAAGUAAGAUUCCCAGCUUUAUCUUUUGAAUUUCAGAUGAAAAACAACAUGAUUUCAGUUGAAAAGAAAGGAAAUAAUUUCUGUAUUUUGUAAAUGUAACAAUCAGAAGUUGAGUGUAAUGGACAGUGUAAUAUCUCUGUAGAUGAAUGGAUUUUACGAAGCUAUUGUCAAUGAUUAUCACUGAAAUGUGUUAAUCUAUGAAUUCCUAGAAUCCAUGCAUCUGAUUGGACGAGAGCGAAAUUGUCAGGAAAAUCACUGAUAAAUGAAAUGCUCCUCAGGCACUCUUCUGGGGGCUGUUUCACACAGAUUCAAGUCUGACUAAAAGUUGCAUUUAAAUUCCCUAUUGCGUGUGGUAUAUAUUGUAUUGCUUAAUUACACUUAUAUUAUGUGCUCUAUUGCAUAUAUUGUUCAAUGUGAUAUGCACUGCACGUUCAUGCUUGAGUAUCACAUUUAGUCAGACUUAACUCGUGGUGAAGCAGUCCCCUUGUGUCGCUUUACUCUGAGCCACUCUUAGGGAAUACAGCUUCUAUCAAGAAAUGAUUCUUUCAUGAAGGAUGUAAACAUCUUCACUCCAUUAGUGUGGAGUUACAUGAUGAUGACUGGGGAAAUAUGGUCACUGGUGAGCAAGUAAUAUGUACUUUUGUGGUCUGUGAAUUUGUCUCCAAUCUAUGGUGUUUUGCUGAAGAAAACAACUCUAUUCUAUGAUUUUCAUAGAGAUGUCUAAUAUGUACUAUGGGUAUGGGUGAUCUGACAGCAGGAUUCUGUCUGUACCAAAGCUAUUAUUAAGUUUGUACUUAAGACAGUCCAUCACCAAAAAAUGAGAAAGAGUUGAUGUUAUAGGUGCCCCUUUGAUAAAUAAAUAUUUUUCAUUUUUGUUUUUAUAAUUUUGUAUGAUUGAAAGUUCAGUUUUUAUUCCCCCCCCCCCCAAUUUGAAUUAAAUAAUAUUAUUUUCCCAGAUAUUUUGAGAUAUUUCUUUGAGAUAGGGCUUGCCAAUGAACUUGGAGCUUGGAAGAAAGUAGUUGAUUUAUGGAGGUUAACUUAUUUAGGAUCAUGUGACAGUCUCUUAUUAGCCAAUCAGAAUCAACCUUUCUAAUGAAUCCAUCUAAGAGGUAGCUUUUUAUUGGCUGACGAUGAGGGGACUUGAUUGUAAACUGGUCUUGAUAUUAACCUUGUCUUGGUGACUUGUAAUAGUAUCAUUCUUAUCAUCUGACUUGCUUCUGUAGCCACACGAUUUGUUUGAGAAUUUUUCAAAAAUCAAAUUGAGAUAAGUUGAAUGUCAAUAUUGGUUUAUGAUGAAUGUAUAUAGAUAGAGAGAUAAAUUUGUCUCGCUUUUCUCUUCCUAAAACAGAUGCACUCUGUCAGGCACUUUGUGGAUCAAAUGCUAAUAUUGAGGUCAGGUGGAAUUUAUUGAGAUUUGAGAUUAUCAUUAGCUGAAAAUGGGAUUUAUUCUUUUUUAGAUUGAAAAUAUAAAGGGGCAAUUCCAUAAACUAUGUACGUCCGACCCCCUAUAUAUGGGAUCUUUAUGAAAUUUUCUGUCUCAGACUUGUUGUCCUUUUGACAGUCUGUAAUGUUCUCAAAUGACCAUGACUUGGUCAGUUUAUAUAGUAAAGACUUGCGAGAAAUGGGGGGUCGGACAUACAAAAAGGUUGAUCAUUUGAUGGAAUUGCCCAAAUGUUGAGGGUAGUUUUUGAUUAAUUAAUGAUUAGGUUAAAAAUAGAGGUUUUAACUGUAGUUAUUCACUUGGAUGUCAUUGCAUAUGAAUGUUAUGAAGACAAAAUAAAACCUUGGACUUCGGAUGGGAAUUUUUUUUUUAAUUAUUUUUUUCAUUAUUUUUAAAAAUUUUUAUCAUACCAUCUUUUUACACAGUAUGCACACCAUUAUUUUGAAAUGGCUUCUUUAAUCUCAUACACCUUGAGCAACAAAGCAAAUUAUUUCAGGGUACUUCAAAGUUAAGAAUAUUGAUCGUGAAAUCACUGAGAUGUCUGAUUUAAGAAUAUGUUAUGAAGUGAAACCUUUUUUUUUCUUUGGCUGUUGAUUUUCUGUAUUACCUCAUGAUAAAGGAGCGACCUUGUGUACUGUUUUGAAUUGAGAGAUGUUUUGAAAACAUGCUUACAGUGUCAGUUGGGCCAAGAAUACUCUUUAUAAAUCCCAAAAAUCUCUGUUGAAUCUUAAGAGGUUUAUAAAUUGGAUCUCUAGGCUCUUGUAGUCAUCUUGUGUAUAAUACCUUGUUCUUUUACUAUAAAAUCAACAAGAAUAUUAUGUAAAUGAAGUGAAUAUAGAUUUUAACACUUCUUACAUGCCAACUGCUAUCAAACCUUACUAUGGUUUUUGAAAGUACAAGAAAUCUGCAUAGUUCAUUGUACAAACAUCUUUCGAGAAUUCAUAUGGGCCUAUCUGUAAGAAAUCUACUUUGUGGUCAGGGCCACAAUAGAGCAACAUGAUUUUCUUUGUUUAAUGUUAAACCUUAAUACAGGACUGAUAGAUAAAUGUGUUGAACUCGAAUAUACACCCCACCUACGUUCACUUGUGUUCCAAUGUACAUACAUACAUGUCAGGGCCAGGUUUCAUAAAACUUAUGACAGUUAAUGUUAAAAGCUACUGAAAUCUAGCAAUUUGAUUGGUCAAGAGCAAAGCUAACAUAAAGUUCUAGUAUCUGUUACUGAUAUGUUUUAGUGGAACUGGUUCCAGUAUCAAGUGUGGUUUACUGUAUGACAACAUCUGGACCAGUUGCACAGUCAUCAUCAGCUAUAUUGGUGUGUGGUUUAGAUCAGCAGGCAAUGAGAAUAUCCUACAUGAAUUCAGCCUACGAUCUAUUCACAAUACAGGAUAUGAAAUAAUGUUAUUAUCUGGAAAGCCCACACAGAGAGAUAUUGCUUUUGAUAUCUGGCCCAUUAAAUAUAAAGAGAUGCAUGCACAAUAUAUAUUUCAAUUUCAGUUCAAUUUAGUUCAAUGUUUUAUUUACAAUUGUAAAUUUUGGUACAUUAUUUGCCAUAAAUUUACAGGUUAGAGUUAAUUAUAGAAUCAAUUGUUUUGUUUAAUAUGUUUCAGGGUUCAGAUUUUAAGGGGUGCUAAGAAGAUUAUAAAAAAAAUCUGCAAGAAAAAAAAAGAAUUAGCAUGAAACAUUAUCAAUUUUUUAGCAUAUCCUGUACUGAACCAUUGGAUUAAGUGAAAGAUCUCCAUGAUUUCUGAGAAAUAACUCCUGAAAGAUUAAUAUUUAGAUUUGGCAUCUCUUUAAAGAGAUCUUCCUUAGAAGAGGAAUAAGACUGAAUCUAGGCAUGCGGAAGGAGCUGAUUGGUUCAACCUCUUGGCAGCUAAUAUAAAGACCACUUUCUCAGAAGGUUUACUUUCCAAAACAUUGUUUAAUGAAGUGCUGCAACUUCGCAAAAAACGAUUGAUUUGUAUGUAUGUUUCAGUAAGGUAACUAAGGUUUACAUAUGAACGUACAUGUACUUGUAUUUACAAUGGUGUAAUGGAACGCUUCCCCGCCGAUAUAUCUCAAUCACAGACACCCCUGGUUCUGAGAUUGAAAAUAUGCCUAUAUAUAGGGUAAUUAAUCACCUCAGUAAAACCAUUGACAGCAUAGGGCUAAACUUCUUAACCUUAGACUUCUACCCUGGGUAUAUAAUACCACAGGAAGUGCGGUAUGAACUAAAUUAAAUGCAGGACCGCUCCGAGGUAACCCGAGCCUUAACAACUAUCUCCAUAUAUUAACCAAUAGCAGCUCUACCCAAAGCAUAUUCUGUAGGCCUAUACAUGUAUGUAACCUAUCAAAAAGCAGAAUAGUUGUACAUGUAUCACAUGAAUGUAAUUGCCAAUACUUCUCACUUUUUGAGUUUGUUGCUAUGUUUGUGUUCUUGAGAUAUGUUUCUGUAUUUUUUUAACGAUAACAUAGCCCAUAUUCUUAACUGUGGUUGAAGUUAUUGGUUGAUAUCCUUAGAUCCCCCCCAUUGGUAUACUUAUAAAUCGUAUGAUAUGGGGUCCCAGUUCCCCCAUUCAGACUUUCAACGCAAACUCUCACAUUAAAACAACAUUUCUCAAGACCAAUUUAGUUGCUAAUAAUUCAUACAUGUAUUUUCAUUUUUUUGUGUAAGAUUUCAUACAGUGUACAGUGUAUACACUGUAGCAUCGUGUAAGGCUUGCCAAUUGAAUACAAGAAGAAAAAACCCCUCUUAUAUAGGAUGAAGGUUAGCUGAAUAAUGACCAAAAAAAACAAAACGAAACAAUAAUGUGUACAUUGUUUUGGUUGAGUCCAUAUUGCAAUUUUGUCUGGAUCACGACUUUACUUCAAAUAUGUAUUGGGAAAUCUGUGCAUUAUUUUUGUCAUCAUUGUCUGUACAUAAUGUAUGCUAUGUAUUAUGCACAAUCGUGGUGUAUAAUUCUGUAGGGUUCGGUUAUCGUAAUGCAUUCUUUAAUUCAGUAAGAAUUAGAGUAUUUUGGUGAACAUGACAUAAGCAUUUUAAAGCAUGUAUUGAAGUUAAUGUGAAAAUAAUCAUUUUGUCCAGACUUUUCACUAGUUAGUGUAACACAUGCAAAAAUGGACUGUAAACAUGGCAUGUUUCAUGAUGUGAAUAAAAAAAAUCAGCACAUUUCGUAUUGCAGGACAAUAUGUGCUGAUAGAAAUAUACUGUAUAGUUAUGAAUUUUAUCCUGAUAGUCAGGGGGGGGGGAAAUAAAAGAUGAUUUAUUUGUUCAAUGAUGCAAGGUGCGUCAAAUUAAUCCAUGGGAAUGUGCACUUUAGCUGUAUUGUUAUAACUUUCACAUCCAGAUUGUCAAAAUGUUCAAGUUCCUUUUGGGAUAUAUUUUGCUUUAUGCUUCAUUUGUUUCAUCACAUGCUGCCUUGGCUUUUUUUCAUUAUCAGGAUGUAUAAAUUUGGAAUUAUGUAAAGUUUUAUAUUGACAUGCUACUCUACUUUAUCUUUGGUAGACCAAAUCUGAACAGUAAAUAAUAUUUUUUCUCGUUUUAAAUUGGCAUAUCAUUUGCUAAGGGCUGCAAGUGCACUGACUCAUGUUUAAAGGUUUAUUGUGUAUGAAAAAACACGACAAACCCCCUCUACCACCUUCUAUAGUCAGUUAUAUUAGCAGUAAGGCCCUCAACUAGCUGUUUAUUAUUACCUCUCUCCGCCCCACCCAUUCCCGAUCAUCUUGAUAAUAUAGACUUUCAAAUCUGAAAUGAAAUUUUGCCUGUCAUAUUAUAUUAAUCUUCUAUAUAUUAUGAUAUUGCAAGGCAUUUCUUUUUUAUUUUGUAAUAUCAUUCAUGAUUGACACACAAUUUUGUUCUUGUUUUUUGUUUCUAUGAUUAUCAACCUUUUUAUACAUAUUCCUGUAUUUGUUUAACUUAUACUUCAUUUUGACAUCCAUUCACAUGUAUGUAUACAUUUAAUUAUCCCAAUAUCAAAUGAUAAAUGUGUGUUGUGUAUAAUUCAAUGAAGCAGUGUGUAAAUAUAUGUAUUUUUGGUAUGUAAAUUAAGACAUGAUUAUUAUGUAGUGAGAUCAAACACAAACUCAGUUUUUUAUUUGAUAUGUUAUCAUUUGUUAAAGAUGUACUCUGAAAUUAAUUUGUAAUAGAAUUCUAUUUUGUCAAUAAUUCUUUGAAAAUGUUGAGCAAAAAUAUUGAGUGAUUCUCCCUCAGUCCUUUUAUUUAUCUCGUAUGUAAGAUACAUCUGAUACAUAAAAGUUUCAUGCUAUCAGUGGCAAGGAGAAUGAGAGUAAUGUCGUCAAUUUUUUGGGGAUAAAUUUGAAAUAAAAUUAAAGCCUAAAUUUAGAGUUACAUGUACUACGCAGAAUGAUGAUGAUGAUGCUACAUGUGCUUGCCACAAACCAUAUCAAAAUCAAAGUCAUAUUUUUGGAAAUGUAGCUAAAUGAGUAUCAUAUAGAUCUCUUAUUUAUAAAUAUUCUUUUACAACGAAAAUUCAAGACUGGCGUUUUUCUUAAUAUGACUUCUUCCUUGAAACAACUUCAGUUUCAUACCAUUUUUUCAUAUUGAUAUGGAAGUUUAGAAGAACUGAGUCUGAUCUAGUAUUUUUUUUAUGUGUAUAAAAUGCUACGUUGAGUAUAUAUUUUCUUAUUUUGAUAUCAUUUAAUUAAUGGAGUAUGUCAGGUUUAUUAACCCAAUAAUUUUUGUUAGAAGCCUUGUGUGUGUGAAAGGGUUGGUGUAGCUGCAUAUGAUAUUAUUUUGACUCAUAUUAACAAAUCAAUCACAUGUUUUUCUCAAAAGAUUUUUUUUUUGAAUGAAGUCAUUUGUUACCUUUCUGCUUUUUAAGCUGUACUUAAUUAAGCUCUUUGGUUUACAUUUAAGUUAUGCUUGAUUUUGUAGAUCAUCUUAUUUGUGUUGAGGGCUUCCAUUGCCAUUGUUAAUUGUUUCUGUUGUUUCAAGUUUUAUUUUGAUAUGAAUUGGGAAAAUGAGUUUUUGUUUACUACUAAUGAACUAUGUAAUGUUUGUUGUGUACAUGUGUAUGUGAUGCUAAUUACAAUAACCAGUGGCACAUAUUUAUUGAAUGUCAAUAUUGUAGAGUUUUGUGCCUUUGCAAUGUUUAUUGUAAAUGGCAUUCUUGAAGACGAUGUAUGAAAUUAAAGUGUUGUAAUGUGAAGUCA
Lytechinus pictus (painted urchin) is the source of this 8618-nucleotide messenger RNA. Its product is annotated as receptor expression-enhancing protein 3-like. Gene Ontology annotation, cellular component: endoplasmic reticulum membrane; cytoplasmic microtubule. Gene Ontology annotation, molecular function: microtubule binding. The transcript has 9 exons. Lineage: Eukaryota; Metazoa; Echinodermata; Echinoidea; Temnopleuroida; Toxopneustidae. The record is from RefSeq and is a predicted model, not a curated record. The coding region runs from base 176 to 1405 and encodes 409 amino acids.